This is a messenger RNA of Wallemia ichthyophaga EXF-994, 1209 nucleotides long. Its product is annotated as AP-1-like transcription factor. Bases 1 to 1209 code for a protein of 402 amino acids. The transcript has a single exon. The record is from RefSeq and is a predicted model, not a curated record. Gene Ontology annotation, molecular function: transcription cis-regulatory region binding; DNA-binding transcription activator activity, RNA polymerase II-specific. Gene Ontology annotation, cellular component: RNA polymerase II transcription regulator complex. NCBI's taxonomy places the organism in Eukaryota, Fungi, Basidiomycota, Wallemiomycetes, Wallemiales, Wallemiaceae.
AUGGAUUUAGAUUUCUUAGAAAUGCUUAAGCAGCAAGUUGGGAAUUAUGGGAAUAACAAUGGCCACAACAAAUUAUUUGAUUCUGGAAUUAAUCCAAAUCAUUUGACAGACUUACCCAAUUUGGUAGCCACAAGCCAAUUCCCUGACUUUAAAUCCGAAUACAACGAGAAUCCAACUCCUCCCUUAACAAACAACGACACUUCUAGUCCUGAAUCUUCACACAGCCAAACUCAGGAUAAAGAUAAAGACAGCGAUAAGCGUAAGGCGAGUGAUGAGCUACUUGAUAAUGAACAGCACACCUCCAAGAGCACAAACAACAGACGCUCUUCUGACUCUUCCAGUGAACUUACUCGCAAUUCAAAACCUAACAGCACCAGUAAGCGUAAGGAACAGAAUAGAGCUGCUCAGCGUGCUUUUAGAGAGAGAAAAGAGAAGCACGUUAAGGUCCUUGAGGACAAGGUCGCUGCACAGGCUGAAGAGAACACCAACCUCAAAGACCUCCUCAGUAGACUUCAACAGGAGAACAUGACUCUUAAACACUCGGCAUUCACUUUCCAAUUCCCUCCACCUCAAUCCAACUCAAACUCUAGGUCUUUCCACAAAUCUCCUUCCCCUCUUCCAAACCUGAAUAGCGCUGCUGAAUACAGGGAUAAUUCUUCUAAUCUUAAUAACACUGGCGCAGGCGUACUUGAUGACUUCCUCAACGACUUCGGUCUCCAGAAUGACUUCAUGUUCGACCAAAACCAAUCGAACCCUUCUAUACCGUCUCCCUCCGCCUCCGCAUCUUUGUCUGCUAACAAAAAGCCCCCAUCUGAAUCCAUUAUCGGCCCUCCACCUACCAUCCUUGAACUUGCUCAAGCUCUUUCUGAUCCAGAGGAGAGACUCAAAUGUCCACAGGUCAAGUCCAAGAUGGAGCAAAUGGGUAUCGUUCAAUCCCACCACGAGGAUGUGUCCAAGAUAAGCCCAUACCUUAUCCAAGAGAUUAAGAGGAUGGUAGAGAUGAUUGCCAACGAAAACAAUGAACCCGUCGAUGCCGUUGUGAGAAGGACGUGGAAGGAUCUUGGAAAGGACAUCCCCGAGCAGACUUUCGAUCUCGACGACUUGUGUUCUCAGCUCACCGCUAAAGCUACCUGUGGCGUUAGCAGUACGGAAUGUCAAGCCAAAUUCUUGAGUGUGUUAGCUCAACAGCAAAACAAGUCAGCAAAAUGA